Trametes versicolor FP-101664 SS1 is the source of this 4775-nucleotide messenger RNA. RefSeq lists its product as uncharacterized. NCBI's taxonomy places the organism in Eukaryota, Fungi, Basidiomycota, Agaricomycetes, Polyporales, Polyporaceae. Bases 1 to 4650 code for a protein of 1549 amino acids. The transcript is spliced from 6 exons. The record is from RefSeq and is a predicted model, not a curated record.
AUGUCAGACCCACCGCCGAAGAAGGUCGGCUCGCUGCGCGACCGCAUCGCCGCCUUCGAGAACAAGGGCUCCGCGCCCGCACCAGCACCCGCACCCGCACCGCGCCCCAAGCCCGUACACAUCAACUGGACGCCCAAGCCCCUCUCCCCGCCCACGUCGCCCAAGGCCAGCAGCAGCGGCCACGAUGACAGCGCAGAGGCCCGCAAGGCUGCCGGGAUGUCCGCUACGGACGCGAAGGAGUCUAUCGGGAAGCUCUCCCUCAAGGAACGCAUGGCUGCGCUCCAGGGCUCGGGCGGCUUUAGCGGACCCGGCGGCGCUGCUGCAGCCCCGCCCCCACGUCCGUCGGGCGAGAAGCCGAAGUGGAAGCCGCCCCCUGUAGUGCAAAGGGUCGAGCCAAUCGGCGGCGACGAUGAGGAGGAUAAGCCGGCGGAGGUCAAGGCCGAACGCGAGGAUACAGAUGAGCCCAAGUCGCCGGAAGAGGCAAGCGAGACGAAGGACAAUGAGCAAGAAACGAAGGAUGAGGGAGAGCCGGACCCCCAGGAAGAGGAGAGGCAACGCAGGGCAGCAUUGGCGGCGAGGAUGGCGCGUCUUGGGGGCGCGAGGGUUGGCAUGGGCCCGCCGAUCUUUGGCAAGAAACCAGAUGUUCCGCCCAAGAAAGUACACAAGGAAGAGGAGCAGCCUAAGGAGGAACAACUCAAGGAGAAGCCAGCCGAAGCGUCACCCACUGCCGAGGGUUCCGAUGUGCCUGCGGUGGUUGAGCCCGCGUCCACCGCGGAGGGCGGAAGUGCAGGCCCCACCGACUACUUCGAUGCUGCUAAGAAGGAUUCUGCGACAUCCGAUACGCUCUCCCCCGACUCCGCGGUCACCUCGCCGCCUGUUCGUUCUCCUGCAAUGCCAGUCCCCCAAGUGCCCAGACGCGCUGCCCCUCCGCGCAAACGGGCAGGCAAGUCGCCUUCGCCCGCCGCGCCGGUCAUUAGUCAGGAGCUACACGAGAGCCCGGCGGCGCUCCCGUCUACCGACGAAUCUGCAGCGCCCGCCGAGAAGGACGAAGAGCCCAGCGCUACAGAGGGCCCCCACGGCGAUCGCGAGCCCGAGCUGACCGAAGUACAGGCUGAGAAGUUGGAAGAGAACGUUCCUGUGGCCGAACCUACUCACGAGCACGAGGCCGUCGAGGCUGCAGCCGAUACGGAGACACCUUCCGCGCACGAAGCUGCUGAGGAGGAACAUGCUACCGAAUCUGCCGCAGAACCGGUUGUCCACGACCCAAAGGAGGAUGUUACCGAGGAACAGGAGGAAACGUCUAUUGUCGAGGAACCCGAGCACGAGGAAACUCCCGCUGUCGAAGAGCUCAAGCAUGAGGACAGUCCGUCUGAAGUCGCUACUUCUGCCGAGAAGCCCGUCGAAGAGCCCGAAGAGGAGGAAGACGAGGCGGCGCGUCGCAAACGGAUUGCUGACCGGAUCGCAAAGUCCGGCGGCUUCAAUCCAUUUAGCGGAGGCAUGCCUCCACCCGUCCGCAAGGACAGUACGGGCUCCGUUCGCUCGCCCAUCGCGUCUCCGCCGUCGCAACCCGUCCGCCGUGACAGCCAGCAAGACACAGCGUCGCUGCAAUCUCCCCCGCUUCUCCCGACGUCCCCGAAGCCGCCGGCGCGGAAGGACAGUGUUGGAUCGGUGCGUGCUGAAACUGGGCUGGGGUCCCCGUUGAAGGAGGCCUCUCUGGAUGAUCAGCGUGCUGUGAGCGAUGACGGUGACGCUAUCGCCGAGGAGGACGAGGAAGAGGAGGUGCGGGGGCGGUCCCUGGAGCGGAGUGCCCCCGCAUAUGAAGACGUCCUCGGCGAAGCACCUGAAGACGAAGAAGCAGUGCCACGUGCCGAGCAUGAGGCCGUGCACUCCCUCGCAAAUGAGGAGGAGUAUGGCGAGGCUCACGACGGCGCGGACGAUUAUCGGAUCGCGCGUGAAAGGCAAGAGGUGCCCGAGCACGCUGCUGAGGGGUACGGAGAGCGCGAGGUGCCUCCACCCCCGCCUCGCGUUCCCAGACCACUCCCGACGCUGCCUCCCACACAGGCGCGGGAGUCCGCGGAGGAAGAGGCUGCCCCUCCGCCGCCUGUUGCUUCCCCACCUCCUCCGGCGAGGCAGGUCAUACCCCCACCGCCAAAGAGAGUGUCCCUUCCGCCCCCGCCGCCGAGGGUCAUCACGGCGCCCCCCGCGGCACCGUCCGAGGAGGACGUCGACGAAGAUGAGCGCGUAGCCUCACCUGACUUCGGGGAUGAGGAAUAUGCGAGACACGCACGUGAAAUUGGGCUUGAGCAUGACGAGGAUGAACACGAAGACCAGCUGCACGAGGAUGAGUACUACCAAGAUGAGCACGAGCACGGUGGAUAUGAUGAGCACUCGACAAAGGAAGAGGAAGAGCCUGAAGUCGAAAGGGCACCGCCGCCGCCUCCACGACGUGCAGCGGUGCCCGCACCGCCGCUCCCGGCCCAGGCCGACAAUGAUGAGCAGGAGGAAGACGAGGACGACUUCGAGGCUCCGCCUCCGCCGCCUCCCCCUCGUCGCGCGUCGAUCCAGGUACCUCCCCCACCAACCCACGCGCUGCCACAUGGCGAGGAUAAAGAGGAAGACGUGUCGGAAUAUGAAGAGCCGGAACAGGAGGAUGAGGAGCCUGCACCUCCUCCCCCUCCCCCUCGUCAUGCGAUACCUACCUCUCCCCCUGUCUCCGCCGCAGCGUUGAACAGACCUGUCCCACCCCCAAUCAGGGCACCCUCGCCUGAAGCUGAUGAAGAGGGUGAGGUCCUGAACGAUUCCGACGUUGACCCCAUCGAUCCCGAGUUCUACAGCCCCAAGUCUCCGGGGUUAGAUCCUAGGGCAGGGUUCCCCUCCACCUUACAGUCACCUUCUGCUCGCGUGGUCUCCCCGCCUCCUCCGCCACCCGCUCGAGUGGUCUCCCCGCCGCCUCAGCGGGUUCUGUCUCCCCCGCCACCCCCACCAUUUCAAUGGGUGGUCUCACCGCCUCCUCCCCCAGCUAGGGUCGUAUCCCCUCCCGAAGUUACAAGCCCCGCAUCACAGCCAGAACACUCGGAGGCUGCAGACCAAGAAGAUGGUGAGAACCCUGAGCUCGCUCGCCGUCGCACCAUUGCGGAGAGGAUGGCGAAGCUGGGCGGUAUUAGGUUUGGUGCCCCGCCCCCUGUGCCGGCUGCUCGCCGUCCCCCGCAUCCCCCGGAGUCCGAACAUGAGGAAGGGGGUGAAGGCGACGAACGAGAGGAAUCCGAUAAGCCCGCUGAGGAGGAAGAGGGAGAGGUUGCCCCGGUUGAAGAAGAGGACGAGUUCGCUCGCAAGCAGCGCAUUGCCGCUCGGAUCGCUGGCAUGGGCGGUCAGAGGUUUGGGAUGAUACCUGGCAUGGGCCCUCCUGCUCGCGCGCCUGUGCGCAGGGAGUCAGAAGACGAAGCCUCGCAGGUGAAGUCCCCGCCUCCGAAGCGUUUUGCGCCCGUCCCCCCGCCCCCACCACCCCCAGCGCGCAACGAUGAGCACGAGGAGGAGUCGGACUACCAGCACGUGUCGGACAGUGAGCGCGUCGCCCACGAAGAAAGCGAGCUCGAAGAGGUAACAUAUACCGACGCGGAGGAGGAGGCGCCCCCGCCUGCCGUACCCGACCGCGGGGCACGUCGCGUAUCUACUGGUCCCCCUCCCGUCCCGCAAGCGCGCCCGCUUUCUCCUCCUUCUCUUGCUUCACCACCACCUGUGCCCAGGUCGCGCCCCCCGCCUCCCCCUGCGUUCACCUAUCCUCCCCCUCCACCUUCAAGACCUACGCCUACCACUCGCGAGUCCCAUGGCGACUUCGUCAUCGUCGAUCAAGGCCAGAGUGCAGAAGAGUCCGCGCCGCCACACCCGUCUCGGGCCGCCAGGCCUCCCCCUCGCGGUGCGCCAGUCCCCCCUCCACCUCCCGCGCCGCAAACGUCCGACGCUCAGUGGGAGGAGCCUGUCAUCCCCGACGUGGACUUCGGCGGCGAGACCGAUCUUUCUUUGUCUGCCCAGUGGUCCGAGGACUCGACAAACUACCCCCCUGUGCCACCCGGCAGGCCCUCGGCGGCGGCUCCACCUGCGCCUCUUCAACAACAGACGAGCAGCGCACCCGCGACUCAGCCGCCCGCCGAGCAGCACCUGUCGCCGGAGGACCUAAUGGGUCACUGGGGUCGCGUGGGCGUCCAGAUCCACGAGAUCGCCGCUGCUUUGUUCGAGAGGUCAAAGAAAGGAGUCGUAGGCGACGGCUCUUACAUCGGGUUCGUCACUGCGGCCCUCGGUCAGGUUCCCAACGCGGCUCAGCCGACCCCGCCGUUCGAGUCCUUUGGUUACCUUGUGUACCACCAGACGGCCGCCGCAGUGCAACGGCGUGUGAGCGACAUCAUGCCCGGAGAUAUUCUGGUGGCACACGAGGCGAAGUUCAAAGGACAUAAAGGUCUGCAGAGCUAUCACCAGAAUGUGGGCGUCGGACAGCCCCUGGUCGCGGUCAUUGGGGACUUUGAGACGAAGAAAUCGAAGGUCAGGGUGUUCCAGGCGAAUCAGCACGUUGGGCAGCAGAGCGUCGAGUCUGCGAGCUAUCGGCUGGAGGACUUGAAGAGCGGAUCGGUUAAGAUAUUCAGAGUUUUGGAGGCUUGAACGGACAGCGAACACAAAGGAAUCACGGAGGACUAGCCCAGCAGUAUCGUUCCCAUCUAAACUACUCCAUUCGAAUUGACGGCCCAGUGUACCAUAGGUUAAAGCAAUUUCAUGAUCUGUUCCAU